AUUACUCUUAACGAUGGAACAAACAUCCGCGUCAAGCUACUAGGCGACGAACAUACAGAUAGACCGUUGUUGAUAGCCCUUCAUGGUGCACCCGGACUUUCGAGCCUCAAUGAGCCACUUGCUUCGUUUGCCUUUCUCGCAGACAAGUUACGCGUGCUCGUAUACGAUGCAAGGGGAAGCGGGAAGAGUGAUUCCCAGGGUUCAUUAGCAGAUGAGCAGUGGAUUUCCGAUCUGGAUGAGAUCAGACACUACAGAGCCUGGGCCGGCGUUGAGACAUUCAUACUUGCAGGGGGUUCAUAUGGUGGCUUUCUUGCUCUCGGAUACGCUUUGACGUAUCCUGACCGACUUUUAGGCCUAAUCUUGCGCAACACUUGGGCCUGCGGAUUCAGGGGAAGCUUGCGUAUCCUGAAGAACAUUUGUACUUCGCCACGAAUCAGCCCUGACGUUGAUCGCCAGGUAAGGAUGUGGUCUGGCAAUGUCAGAGAUAAUGAAGAUGGCGCAAAUGGGUUGGCAGAGAUCCUUGCUAUAUACACGCCCGCAAAGGAAAUGAACGAGGAAGAGGGUCCUGCAGCUUUUGAGGGUGCUGGAGAUGACUUCAAAAUGCGCUGGGAGGUGCAUAAUGCCGCUUGGUCAUCCAGCGUGCCUCGAUUUGACGUCCGCAACAAGCUUCAUCAAAUUAAUACCCCCACUUUGGUAAUCGCUGGACGUCACGAUCCCAUCUGUCCCGUUGAAGAUUCAGAGGAGAUUCACCAAGGAAUAUCCAGGAGCGAGCUUGUAGUUUUCGAAAGUUCUGGUCAUAAC
This is a messenger RNA of Trichoderma atroviride IMI 206040, 801 nucleotides long. The record is from RefSeq and is a predicted model, not a curated record. NCBI's taxonomy places the organism in Eukaryota, Fungi, Ascomycota, Sordariomycetes, Hypocreales, Hypocreaceae.